AAGGUUAUUCCUGUUUUUGGCGCGAUUUGAAAGCGUGUGUCAUUCACGUGAAAAUGCGCGCCUCAUUUCUGAAACCUUGUCGAUGGGACACUUGAUUUGCUUACUCUUGUUCGAUGUUUUCUUCCACAAGUUGUCGAAAUAUUUCAAGUACGGAUAUAGAGUCUGAGGAAGCGCUAGAAGCAGCAAGAGAGUGUUUGAGUUCUUUUUCUCUGCAGGUACUAUUGGCUUUAAAGUUUCACAAGUCUCCUGAGGAAAUUCAAAGAGAACUAUGGAACACCAUGGCUCUCUAUCUCUUUAUGACACGAACCCCCGACACAAAUUAUGAGGAACAAGAAGACGAAAUAAGGAGACCCUUUACAAGUUACCAUUUGACAGAUUCUCUUUCGGGUGUGGAAGGUGGAAGUAUUUACUCCGAAACAAGUCAGUAUAGGUCAACUACGGAAGGACAGUCUGACGAAGAUAGAGCCAAUGCCGCGUCUCACUUGUUCAACGUUUUGAAGAGUCUCCAGUUUCGAAAAUUUCCCAGCGAAAGAGUUGUAGCAAAGGUUCGCAAAAUUUCAGAUUAGUUAUAUAGGGUAUGGAUAAUAUAUAUAUAUAUAUAUAUUGCAAGUAAAUUCCCAAAGCUUGAU
Messenger RNA from Galdieria sulphuraria, 629 nucleotides. RefSeq lists its product as uncharacterized. The record is from RefSeq and is a predicted model, not a curated record. Lineage: Eukaryota; Rhodophyta; Bangiophyceae; Galdieriales; Galdieriaceae. Bases 114 to 566 code for a protein of 150 amino acids. The transcript has a single exon.